UGUGACAAUUCAAAAUCAGGAUCAAUUAUGGGGUUAUCAUAUCAUUUGGAUUAUUCAUUUUCCUUAUACAAAUUCCAUUUAUGUGCCACCAUAAACAAUAUCAUUUUCUUCUUCCAAUUUAUGAAGCAUAUAUACACUAACACAAACACGAAGUGUGUAGGUAUCUCUCUCUAUAUAUAUACACACUUGCAAUACCAAGAAUCACAUUUUUCAGUAGCUUUCUUAUCAAAGUCGAAUAAACCAAAAAAUAAGAACACCAUGAACGCUUUAGCAGCAACCAACAGAAACUUCAAGCUAGCUUCUAGGCUUCUUGGUUUGGACUCAAAGCUCGAGCAAAGUCUUCUCAUUCCUUUCAGAGAAAUCAAGGUGGAAUGUACCAUACCUAAAGACGACGGAACUCUUGCAUCAUUCGUUGGAUUCAGAGUCCAACACGACAAUGCAAGAGGUCCCAUGAAAGGUGGCAUUAGAUAUCAUCCAGAGGUGGAACCGGAUGAAGUAAACGCAUUGGCUCAACUCAUGACAUGGAAAACAGCUGUGGCUAAGAUACCUUACGGUGGAGCCAAAGGAGGGAUUGGUUGUGACACUAGCGAGCUAAGCAUCUCAGAGCUCGAACGUUUGACUCGAGUUUUCACUCAGAAGAUCCAUGACCUCAUUGGGAUUCAUACCGACGUUCCUGCUCCGGAUAUGGGAACCGGUUCUCAGACAAUGGCGUGGAUUCUUGAUGAAUACUCGAAAUUUCACGGACACUCUCCUGCUAUUGUGACCGGCAAACCAAUUGAUCUUGGUGGAUCUCUUGGGAGAGAUGCUGCCACAGGAAGAGGAGUGUUGUUCGCAACAGAAGCUCUACUCAACGAACAUGGAAAGAGCAUAGCUGGACAGAGAUUCGUCAUCCAGGGUUUUGGGAAUGUGGGUUCUUGGGCGGCGAAGUUGAUAAAUGAAAAGGGAGGGAAGAUUGUGGCGGUGAGCGACGUCACAGGAGCAAUCAAGAACAAGAAUGGAAUCGAUAUCUCUGGUUUGAUCGAGCAUACCGAAGAAAACAUAGGAGCCAAAGGGUUUGAUGGUGCUGAUGCUAUCGAUCCUGAUUCAGUUCUUGUUGAAGAUUGUGAUAUCUUGAUCCCCGCAGCCCUAGGUGGCGUCAUCCACAGGGAAAAUGCUAAUGAGAUUAAAGCAAAGUUCGUCAUUGAAGGUGCUAAUCACCCAACUGAUCCUGAAGCUGACGAGAUAUUGAGGAAGAAAGGUGUUGUGAUUCUUCCAGACAUAUACGCAAACUCAGGAGGAGUCAUUGUAAGUUACUUCGAAUGGGUUCAGAACAUACAAGGAUUCAUGUGGGAUGAGGAAAAGGUGAACAAGGAGCUAAAGAGUUACAUGACUCGCGGCUUCAAAGAUUUGAAAGAGAUGUGUAAGACUCACUCAUGUGAUCUCCGUAUGGGAGCUUUCUCCCUAGGUGUUAACCGUGUGGCUCAAGCUACCGUUAUCAGAGGCUGGGGAUCAUGAGAUCCCCUUGGAAGUUCAGUAAUAAGAACUCAUACAAUCCUUACCUAUUGUUGAUUUGCUCUGUAAUCUUUAAAAAAAUUCUAUCAAUGGAAGCUAAUUAGAUGCAUUUUUUAAAAAACUCCAUUGGUUAAAGCAAAUAGAGUAUGAGAAGAAUUUAGAAACUAAAAAAAAAAAAAAAACUUUCGCAACCAGUGGAAUCAAGAAAAACGUUUUUAUUACAAGCAUAUCCUGAACUUAGUGCUACACGUUCAGGUAGGAACCAUCUCAUUUUAUUGUCUAAAAAAUAAAAAAGCUCCCUAUUUUUGUCUACAAUGGAAGUUUGAUUUUUGAUGACUCUUGGCUGGUGUUUGCUUGAUUUAAUCUUUCUGUCCAGUCUCAUGUAAUAUUUCAAAUGUUUAGUAGUAGUCUUAGAUCAUUUCUUAUUGGAGUUGAAACAUGUGUGCACCCAUUUUUUCUAUGUCAUUUUGAGUUUUGACUUGACUAAAAUAAGUUCUUGUUAUGUACAAGGCUGGCCGAAGACCAAGUGCAAGCAGUGCACCCGCUCCAUGGCCCAGUCCAUAAGGUUUUUUUUAAUCAUUUGUAUAACUUUU
Molecule: messenger RNA, 2084 nt
Organism: Brassica napus (rape)
Lineage: Eukaryota; Viridiplantae; Streptophyta; Magnoliopsida; Brassicales; Brassicaceae
Product: probable glutamate dehydrogenase 3
Exons: 9
Coding region: 28-1494 (488 amino acids)
Biological process (GO): L-glutamate catabolic process
Cellular component (GO): mitochondrion
Molecular function (GO): L-glutamate dehydrogenase (NAD+) activity
Source: RefSeq, a predicted model, not a curated record